UCAACUCUCUCGCUCUCUGCGCUUCUUACUUCAGACUCUCUGUCAAAACGUAAUAUAGAGACAACAACUUAGAAAAAUCAUCGUCGUCAUCAUCAUCAUCAUGUGUCACCUUCGAUCUCCUGAUCUUCUUCCCUGCAAAUGCAAUCCAAAUUCCGAUUACCUUAAACACCCAGAACCAGAGAUUUCGGACCCAUUCAUCCCUAGACCGGCGACUCACUUCCAUCUCUCUAACGCCUUCAAAGAGUUUGUCUCUAUAGCCAAGAUAGCUCUUCCCAUGAUCCUCACCGGUCUUCUUCUCUAUUGCCGUUCUAUGAUCUCCAUGCUUUUCCUCGGCCGCCUCGGCGAGCUCGCCUUGGCAGGUGGCUCCCUCGCCGUCGGAUUCGCCAACAUUACUGGUUACUCCAUUCUCUCCGGUCUGGCCACCGGAAUGGAACCCAUUUGCGGACAAGCUUUUGGGGCUAAGAGAUUCACCAUGCUUGGUCUCUGUUUACAGAGAACGAUUCUUCUUCUGGUUUUCACCUGUGUUCCCAUAUCUCUGCUUUGGAUAUAUAUGAAGACAAUUCUUCUCAUGUGUGGUCAAGAUGAAGCCAUAGCCACACAAGCCGAAUCCUAUCUUGUUUAUUCUAUCCCUGACCUCUUGGCUCAAUCGAUUUUACACCCAUUACGGAUUUACCUUCGAAGUCAGUCCAUUACUCUGCCUCUAACACUCUGUGCCAUUUUCUCUGUUCUUCUUCACGUCCCCAUCAAUUACUUGCUCGUUUCUCAUUUUAAUCUGGGAAUCAAAGGCGUUGCUCUUGGUGGGGUUUGGACGAACUUCAACCUCGUCGCUUGUCUAAUCCUGUACAUCGUUUUCUCAGGAACGCAUAAGAAAACCUGGGGAGGUUUUUCUUUCGAGUGUUUCACGCAAUGGAGGUCGCUUCUCAAUCUGGCGAUUCCUAGCUGCAUUUCGGUCUGUCUCGAAUGGUGGUGGUACGAGAUCAUGAUUCUUCUCUGCGGGUUGCUUCUGAAUCCGAAAUCAACCGUAGCUUCCAUGGGCAUUUUGAUCCAAACCACUUCUUUUCUCUACAUUUUCCCAUCGUCUAUAAGCUUCAGUGUUUCAACCAGAGUUGGGAACAAGCUUGGCGCUCAAGAGUCAUCAAAAGCGAAGCUCUCUGCUAUUGUGGGUCUCACUUGCAGCUUCGUCUUGGGUCUCUCUGCUCUGGCCUUUUCUGUAAUGGUGAGGAACGUGUGGGCCAGCAUGUUCACUGGGGACAAAGAGAUUAUAACCCUGACCUCUAUGGUUUUACCCAUAAUAGGUCUCUGUGAGCUCGGAAAUUGCCCACAAACAACAGGGUGUGGAGUUUUGAGGGGCACAGCGAGGCCAAAGGUUGGUGCUAACAUAAACUUAGGAUGUUUCUACCUUGUCGGAAUGCCUGUGGCCAUAGCUCUAGCUUUCUUCGCUGGGUUUGAUUUUGAAGGUCUCUGGUUAGGGCUUCUGGCUGCACAGGGCUCGUGUGCAGUGACGAUGCUGGUGGUUCUGAGUCGAACGGAUUGGGAAUUUGAGGCACAGAGAGCAAAGAAACUCACAGAAACAGGGGAAGCUGGAGGUGAUGUGGUGGAGAAGACAGAGAAGAUGCUCAGAGAUGAAGAAAGCCAGCAAGAUUCUUCUUAGGGACGAUGAUUCAGAUGCAGAAGCUAAGCUAAGAAAUCGUGGGAUUGAUUAACUAAUUUAAUUUCCUUUACUAAACCAAGAAGGACGAAAAAAUUGGAGGAAAAAAAAAUCUUUAAAAAAUUUGUCUUUAGCUGUAUAGGGUAGUAGAUAGAGCAGAAAGAGACGUAGACUUUUAAUUUUUAGUUUUUAAUUUUUAAUUUCGGUAGAAGGGGAUGAUGAAGGGUAAGGGCGCGCCACUUCCAAGAACAAAUGCUAUUUCCUGUGAAAUUCAAAUACUACAUUUUACAAAGCGUUGAAUCUCAUAGGAAGUAGCAACAUGUAUUAAUUUCCAAGGAAUAACCAUUAUUGCGGUAACCUGAA
This is a messenger RNA of Prosopis cineraria, 2011 nucleotides long. RefSeq names its product protein DETOXIFICATION 49-like. Gene Ontology annotation, cellular component: membrane. The record is from RefSeq and is a predicted model, not a curated record. Gene Ontology annotation, molecular function: xenobiotic transmembrane transporter activity; antiporter activity. Lineage: Eukaryota; Viridiplantae; Streptophyta; Magnoliopsida; Fabales; Fabaceae. The transcript has a single exon. Gene Ontology annotation, biological process: xenobiotic detoxification by transmembrane export across the plasma membrane. The coding region runs from base 101 to 1651 and encodes 516 amino acids.